Molecule: messenger RNA, 1872 nt
Organism: Mesorhabditis belari
Lineage: Eukaryota; Metazoa; Nematoda; Chromadorea; Rhabditida; Rhabditidae
Source: the annotation of a GenBank genome assembly
AUGAUCGCGGUGGCGGGCUUACUGUUGGUGGCCCUCAUUCCAUGCUUCUUUGGGGGAGGAUUUCCAAUAGUUACACCGCCAGCACCGCCAUCAUACCCAAGCGCACCAAACGGAGCUCCGGCCGCGGCGGCUGCGGCUGCCGCAUCGAUUCAGGGACCCUUCAAUCUCCAACCGAAUUCCAUCCAACAGGCAAAUAGCCAGAGCGAUCAAAACCAAUCGGUUCAACCGGACGUUAUAGCUUUCGCCGAUUUGAUUCGACAACGAAGCACGGGAAAUCGGCAAUCACAAUGUCCAUGUGUUCUCCAUCCUCAAUCCGGUCAAUGUAUCGUUUAUGACUCUCGCUAUUUGGCUUCAACAAUUGAAGAGGCUAUGUUGGCUUUUCUUGAUCUUUCCGGAGCUGUCAAAAAUGCUCCGAUUGUUAACGGCCGAACUUUCACUUGUCAAACUCCUCAAUGUCUGCAAUGUUUUGGUGCUUUGUACUACCGGUUUCAGCGCAUUGGGCUCAUCGAUCAAAAGUUCCAAUUUGUCACCAAAGUUUUGCCGCGAGACGAUCUUGAGACAACAGCUUGUCCGAGACUCAUCUUCCCGCAAGAAAAACCGGUCGCCAACCCUCCACCAGCUCCAGCUUUUGUUCGUGCGAUGAUCUCUGCCGGGAGAUCGUUUUCAAGAAAUUUGCAAGAAGUGGCAACAGCUGCCAAGGAUGCUGCUGAUGCACAUGACGAGCUGAAUCCGGGUGUCCCAAAACCCGAUGGCCCUCUUCCACCGGCUCCCACUCGACUGAACACCGAAGUUAACACUCAAUUCUUGCCUAGUCUUCAACGAGUCAACAAUGGAGUAAACUUUCAAAACAAUUGGAUUCAAAAUCAACUCGGGCAAUUUGACAGACAGUUGGGCUUGCAGUUAAAUCAACAACAACAACAACAACAACAACAGCAAACAAACAAUCAACUCCAGCAGAUCAACUCACUCCAACAAGCUCGACCAAACAUUCAACAACAACUCGUGCAACAGCAAUUCCCGCAGCAACUCACGAACACCGCGAAUACGUUAGGACAAACUCGUCCCUUCGUUCAAACACAAGUCCAACUUCCAGGAGUGAACCAGGGCACAUGGAAUGGCCAAUCAUGGAACACCGGGUCACAAGUCGGUACCCAACCAGUCGGAGUCGGAGUCGGAGUCGGUACCCCACAAACAGGAUGGAAUGGACAGACAUGGACACCCGGAUGGAAUUCAGGACAAUGGGGCACACCGGGAGCACAGACUGGAUGGACGGGAGGACAAUGGAAUGGCGGACAACAGAAUUGGCCGUUCGCUCCACAGGUGCCACAGACACCUAGUUGGCCGGGUUGGUCGGGUGGAAGUGGAAAUAACGGAAACGGUAAUGGAUGGGGCGGAGGCAGCGGAGGAGGAUGGAGCGGUGGAUGGGGUGCAAGUGGCGGUGGAACUGGUGGAGGCACCCCAGCUCCGAUUAUCAUUUUGCCAUUCGGAAAAAAGGCAGCCAAGGUCCGUGCGAAACGCCAAGACACAACUCCAGCUCCAUCAUCGACUCCACAGGGUGUAGGAGAGCGAUUUGAUGUGCAUUGCUCAAAGAAAGGAGAGAACCCGGAUGAUAAAGGAAUGCUCUCAUUGUGUGGCACUUGUUGGUCGAUUCGAAAGCUUCCCGAGGACUAUUUCCCUCGAUAUGUCAACGAGCGAUCUUGCAGCUCGGAUAAUUUCUGUUUAUCAGGUUGGGGCACUUGCACUCCAUCAUAUCGACCGGUGGAGGUUGUUCGAAUGGUUAACGGUCGCUAUGUUCCGGCAACGAUUAACUCGGCUCAAUGUUGCGAUUGUCGAGUUCAACCUGGGUCCAGCAUUCAUGCGUUGAUUGUCGGA